AUGAAGUGCAUCGUUGCUGUCGCUACCGUCCUGCUGUUGGCCCUCGGAUCCGCUCAGGCUGACUACCAUGCCAAGGGUUACGGCAAACCGGCUGCCCACUACGGAGGACACGGACACGGACACGGAGGACAUCAUGUGCCGUGUGGAUCGAAUCUGCUGUUGAGCUGCCACCCGAACGUUGCCCACGUGCCCUGCGUCCCUGCUCACGGCCAUGAGGGAGGUUAUCAUGCGGCCCCAGCCCACCACGCACCGGCUCCGUCAUACCACGCCCCGGCACCGGCCUACCACGCUCCGGCACCGGCCUACCACGCACCAGUUCAUCAUGCGACCAAGUAUUAA
This is a messenger RNA of Anopheles funestus (African malaria mosquito), 339 nucleotides long. Its product is annotated as vitelline membrane protein 15a-1-like. Bases 1 to 339 code for a protein of 112 amino acids. The transcript has a single exon. NCBI's taxonomy places the organism in Eukaryota, Metazoa, Arthropoda, Insecta, Diptera, Culicidae. The record is from RefSeq and is a predicted model, not a curated record.